AUGUCGAAUCCUUCGGUCCCCGGGCUUCUCUCGUUCUUUUUCUUGUUCCUCGCGUUCCUCUCCUCGCCCGCCGUGGCGCACCCAAACUUUCCGGGUGGAUGCAGCGCUUUGACCGGACACGGUGUAGGGAGCUACGGUAAUAAUCCCGGCUACUGGAAACUGGAACUCGACGGGGGCAACACCGCGAGCCUGAACGACCGCGUAGUUGUCAAACUGUACGAUAACUCGGACGGAGGAUACCCAUUCAAGGGAUUCAUCUUGAAGACUUCGGCUGGCACGCUGACCGCCAAGAGCUCGCACGCCGCAGCCGUUUCAGCGUGCACCGGGGCGAUCGGGCACACGGAGUCGAGCGGCAAGACCGUCGCCGAGGCUUACCUGGACCUACCAUCAUCGGAGGGCACGGUGACGGUCACCGCGGAGGUAGUGUACAGUAAGACAUGGGUGAGCGCGCUCACCCUGGACAUCGAAGUCGUCAAGGCGUGGACCCAAGUCGGGAACGACAUAGACGGCACAUCUCAAAAUGACCAGCUCGGGAAUUCAGUUUCGAUGAACACCGACGGCACGAGAAUGGCUGUUGGGGCUCGUGGAUCCAAUACCUAUGGUACUACAGGCGGAGGAUACUUGCGCGUGUAUCAGUACGACCAGACGAAGUCACCGGCGUGGCAACAGAUGGGCCCGGACAUCCCAGGAGGAGCUAUUGAUUACGAGUUCAGGGGAGAGAUAGUGUCCAUGUCGGGCGACGGCACGAAGGUUGUCUCUAUCGGGGGAGCCUUUUCAGCGGCUGCGGUUAAGGUGCACGAGUGGAGCGGUGCGUCACAGGAGUGGACAGCCAUGCCCGGUUUCCCCCCGGCUGAACAGAAUGGGUACAUGUACGCAGUGGCAAUGUCUUCUGAUGGCAUGCGCGUCGCGCUUGUCAAGAAUGACGUGAACGGGAUAAGUGGAAUUGGAUUGUUCGUCUACGAGUUGGGUUCGGGCGGGACUUGGUCGCAUGUAAAUACAUACCCUGGGCUCUCUUCCUCAAAUGCUGGGUACGCAGUGGCGCUAUCUGCGAACGGCAUUCGCGUGGUUGUCGGGAUACCAGAACACGGAGUGGUGCAGGUAUACGAUCUGAAGUCACCUGCAAACGUCUGGGAACAAGUAGGAGAAACGAUGAGCGGCGGCAGCAGGUUUGGAACAUCGGUGGCCAUCUCAGCGGAUGGGACUCGCCUGGUCGCCGGACACCCCGGGUCAAUCAGUCCCAGUUAUGAGAGUACAUCCAGUACGGAACCGUACGCACGCGCGUACACAUUGAACUCAGGGUCAUGGGUGCAGCUUGGGAGCGAUGUGAAGAUGGGGCAGACAUCAACUUCUUCCUUAAUUUUUCCUUACUUCUUUGGGAGUUCCGUGGACAUGUCCGACGAUGGCUCGCUCAUUGCCAUCCGUGCAGUUGCAAUGAGCGCGUAUGGUGCUUCAGACGGAAUGGCAUCUACCCAUCUUUACAGUCUGAACUCUGCGACGAACGACUGGGAAAAGACUGGCACCAGCAUCAAAGCUGAAGAGGCUAACGACGCUAUGCUCGGGCUGUAUUUUAACCCUCGACAACUUUCGCUCGCCGGCAACGGAAAUUACGUGGCCAUCGGCGCGCCGGGGAACGACGGCGCUGCGCCCGGCGCUGCGGGACACGUUCGGGUGUACAAGAACCCGAGUCUGGCGCAGGGGAGUCCGGCGCCAGCGGCCCCUGCGCCACCGAGCUCGAACUCGUCGAGCUCCUCGUGUUCCUCCUCCCGCGCCACCGGCGGCAACGUCACCACCUUCGGCGAGUACACCAUCCACACGUUCACGUCCAGCGGCACGUUCACCGUCACCGAUUCCUCUCUGACCGAAGUGGAGGUGCUGGUCGUGGGUGGCGGCGGCGGCGGCGGCGGAACGCCCAACACAGGUGGUGGCGGUGGAGGAGGAGCACCAAAUUUCUCGGAGUUCCCGGGAUCAAAUGGCGGUUCUGGUAUCGUCAUCGUCCGCUACAAGUCCGCUACCUGCAGCGACCAAAGCUGCGCCACGGACUACUACCACGACGGCGCGAGCUGCGUCGCGUGCCCGACCGGCUCGAACAGGCUGCCGGAUACCGCGAACCAGUGCUUAUGCCCAAAGGAUUACUACCGCUCACACACACAAACGUGCGCCGCGUGCCCUCAGGGUACCACCAGACCCGCGGGAGACACCGUCCCGGGUGGCGACGCGACGGCGUGCUCGGCCGAACCUUCGUCAUCGCCUUCGCCAUCGUCGUCAUCAUCGUCGCCCAACUCAGCCCAAGACAAGAAGGCGGCGGCUGAGAAGACGCGCGACUCGAUCCUCGCCGACAUCACUGACGCAAGAUUAAAGGCGAAGGCCAAGCUUCUGGCGGAUGCCGCGAUCGCCGGCGUGAAGGUGCAGAGGCUGACGGCCAAGCUGCCGGCGGCGGACGAGGACGCCGCGUGCUCGACCGCGUUCACCAAGGCUGAAAUGAGCGCGAGCGACGGCGCUUGCGUGGCGAAGGCGGCUUCGUCGGGCAAACGCCGCCUCUCCGCGACGACGUACGAUGUCGAGAUCAUGUUCAGCUCGGCGGUGGUGAGCGACGACGCGCUGACCAAGGCGGCCGACGCGCUCAAGGCUAACGGCGUCGAGGGCGUGACGUCUAAGACAUCCGUGGACCCGAUCGCCGAGCUCAAGGUCAUCCCCGGCAUCGACACGAGCAAGCUCCAAACGUUUGACAAGGAGGCGACGGAAGCGGCGGCGGCGGCGCCUUCGGUCUCGACGCCCGCGCCGCCGCCGCCGCCGCCGCCCCCGAGCCCACCGCCGCCAAGUCUUGUGCAGGACGACGAUGACGCGGCUACCGGCGGCGCCAUGGGAAAGCCGAAGUUCUACGGCGUGGCUCGGGGCCGCGCCCCCGGCGUUUACGCCACCUGGGACGAGGCGCGCGCGCAGGUGGACGGCAUCAAGGGCGCGGUUCACAAGUCCUUCUCCACGCGCGAGGAGGCGGCGCGGUGGGUCUCGGCGCGAAAUCCCGACAUCUCCGGGACGAUGAUGACGGGCGAGGCGCGGCCGAGCGCGGGCGUUCCGGACCGCGCAUCCGCGCGGAGCCCACCGACGUCGCCGGGCAAGCCCAGGGCACCGCGGAGCGCGAGCUCGAUGGGCGGCGCGCGCGCUUUGUCCACCUCCGCGCGCGAUGGGGGCGACCCGAUCGCCGCCGCCGAGGGCGCCAACGGAAAAGAUGACGAGGCACGCGAGAACGACGCCGCUUCCGCGCCGCCUCCGACGCCGCCGCUCGCCGACGGAUCCUACACCCUGUACUUCGACGGCGCGAGCCGCGGGAACCCCGGCCCCGCGGGCGCCGGCGCCCUCAUCCGACGCGACGCCGACUCCCGCAUCGGCGCGGGGGUCAACGUCGCGCCGGGGGCGGACGACGGGGCAGCGUCGGGCGCGGGGUUCGGGGGCGGAUCGGGGUUCGGAUCGGGUGGCGGAACGGGCGGCGGGUUGGCGAAGGGGACGUCGAGGGCGCAGUCGAUGCGACCGACGGAUCCGUGGUGGGGCGCAGGUAAGGUUCGCGGCGUGCACGUCGCCGCGGGGCACAAGCGGGAGAGGGGGGGCGGCGUGCGAGUGCGGGCGGCGCCCGCGCCCGUCGUCGUCGAUCUCACCGCACCCUCGGAUGACGAGGAGGGGGCGGGGGCGGGGGCGAGACCGACAGCGACGGGUUCGGCGUUUGGAGGCCCCGCGUUCGCGUCGCUCACCGCGUCGUCGUUCGCGUACCCCGCGCGGUGCGGCGGCGGUGGUUCGAGGUCGUGGCGUUGGCCGUCGCCGCCGGCGAUCGCGGCUGGCGCAGUGUCCGAAGCUCGCGGUUGGAUAGGGUCGGCUUCGCGGCUGAGGCGUUCCGUCGCCGUGGCUGUUCCCGGGCCGACGCACGCGCCGUCGCACAACGUCGUCGCGGGGGCGUCGCGCGCGUCGUCGUCUUCGGCGGCGGCGGCGGCGGCGGCGGCGCACAGGUGGCUGCCGAUACUGCGGGGGAGCGUGCGAUGGAUGUCGAGGCUGGUCGCGUGA
Molecule: messenger RNA, 4050 nt
Organism: Micromonas commoda
Lineage: Eukaryota; Viridiplantae; Chlorophyta; Mamiellophyceae; Mamiellales; Mamiellaceae
Exons: 4
Coding region: 1-4050 (1349 amino acids)
Molecular function (GO): nucleic acid binding; protein binding
Source: RefSeq, a predicted model, not a curated record